AUGUCGCCAAGAAGAAGCGUCAAAUUAGACAAGAUGACGGAAGCGCUGGGAAGAGAAGUUGAAGGACGGCAGCGCAUAGAAGAUCUGGAGAGGCCACAAUUCGACGAUCGCUCCUACAGAAUCGUCACUCUACCGAAUCAAUUGGAGGUCCUUCUGAUACACGAGGCGGGGGCAGACAAGGCUAGUGCGGCGCUGGAUGUCAACGUGGGUAGCUUCAGCGAUCCGCCAGAUAUGCCGGGUAUCGCACACGCGGUGGAGCAUCUGCUGUUCAUGGGGACUGAAAAGUACCCAGAGGAGAACGCCUACAGUCAGUAUCUGACACGCCACGGCGGAUACUCGAAUGCUUUCACAUCCUCCACUUCGACCAACUACUACUUCGAGCUCUCAUACCCUUCUUCCACGCCUACGAGCAGUCAAACCCUAUUGCCAGAUGUGUCACAAACAAACCUGGCAAAGUUCGAAGAAGACUCGCCGCUAUGGGGAGGGCUAAAUCGAUUUGGCCAGUUCUUCAUCAGCCCAUUAUUCUUGGAAGACACAGUUGAUCGCGAGCUCAAGGCGGUGGACUCAGAGCACAAGAAGAAUCUCCAAGAUUACACUUGGCGGUUGAUUCAGCUUGACAAAGCAUUGGCCAAUCCAGGCCAUCCGUACCACCGCUUCUCGACAGGAAACUACAAGACUCUACACGAUGGCCCUGUAACGCGUGGUGUAAGAAUCCGCGACGAGUUCAUCAAGUUCUAUUCAACGCACUACUCGGCGAACCGUAUGAAGUUGGUUGUCCUAGGUCGAGAGAGCUUGGAUACUCUGGAAGCAUGGGUAGAGCAGAUCUUUGCUAGAGUGCCGAACAAGAACCUGGGCCAGAAUCGCUGGGAUAUGCCCGUUUAUACAGAGAACGAACUGCUGACGCAGACCUUCGCCAGACCAGUUUUAGAGUCUCGGUCACUAGAGCUUCAAUUCGCGUACCGUGAUGAAGAUAAGUUUUACGAGUCACAGCCUUCAAGAUACCUUGACUACUUGCUCGGUCAUGAAGGGCCUGGCGGUAUCCUUGCGCUUAUCAGGGCAAAAGGCUGGGCGAGCGAAGUGGGAGCUGGAGGGUGCACCCUUUGUCCUGGCUCAGGACUGUUUACUGUCUAUAUUUUGUUGACUGAGGAGGGCCUAAAUCGCUACAAGGAGAUUACAAAGCUUGUGUUCCAAUACAUAGGACUCAUGCGCGAUCAGCCGCCUCAAGAGUGGGUAGUCAAAGAGCAAAUGCAGAUUAGUCAAGUAAAGUUCCGAUUCAAGGAAAAGAGCCCACCCAGCCAAACUACAAGUGAUCUAGCAGGCAUCAUGCAGGGACCGUACGACCGCAGGAUGUUGCUCAGUGGACCAGCCACUAUCAAGAAGUUCGAUGCCGAGCUGAUUAGCGAAGCUAUGUCUUAUCUCCGACUGGACAACUUUAGAAUGACGAUUGUGAGUCAAGAUUUCCCAGGCAGUUGGAACCAAAAAGAGAAGUGGUAUGGCACAGAGUACAAAGUCGAGAAGAUACCAGAAGACUUCCUUGCCGAGAUUAGAGAAGCAUUCGAGAGCAAGAGCCGGCCGGCAGAGUUACAUCUCCCACACAAGAACGAGUUUAUUCCGACCCGACUGAAAGUGGAGAAGAAGGACGUUGAACAGCCGACCAAGGAGCCCAAGCUUAUUCGCCAUGACGACAACGUACGCGUCUGGUGGAAGAAGGACGAUCAGUUUUGGGUACCCAAGGCUCAUGUACACAUCUACUUCCGAACGCCUAUCACCAGCGUCACAGCUCGUACCACACUACUAUGCACGCUCUACUGCGAGCUUGUGAAUGAUGCUCUAGCUGAGUUUUCAUACGACGCCAGCCACUCCGGACUGAUGUACAACUUCACCAAUCACAUCAGGGGUCUUUUGAUCGAUGUCAGUGGCUACAAUGACAAGUUAAAUGUGUUGCUGGAAAAGGUCCUGCUCCAAGUACGAGAUCUUGAGGUGUCGGUAGAUCGUUUCAAGAUCAUCCGCGACCGGAUGUUGCGUUACUUACGCAAUUCCGAGUACGAACAGCCUUUCGACCAGGUUGGCACCUACUCUGAACAGUUUAAGAGCGAGAAGAGUGUAACGAACGACGAACUGCUCUCAGAGCUUGAGAAUGUGACCGCGCAGGAUGUCCAGCAAUUCUUCCCGCAGAUCCUAGCGCAAUGUCAUAUCGAGGUUUUGGCACACGGCAACCUGUACAACGAGGAAGCUUUGAAGAUUACUGAUCUCGUAGAGCGUACCAUCAAGCCAAGGAGACUGCCAGCGAACCAGGUACCGACGCGUCGAGGACUCAUCUGGCCAUCUGGCAGUAACUUCAUCUACGAGAAGCAACUCAAGGACCCUGAAAACACCAACCACUGCAUCGAGUACAGCUUGUAUACCGGCCACCGCUACGACAGCGUCAUGCGCGCCAAGCUGCUGCUUCUUGGACAGAUGACGAACGAGCCUUGUUUCAAUCAACUUCGUACCAUCGAGCAGCUCGGCUACGUCGUAUUCUCUGGCCCUAGCUUUGACGACAUUUGGUCAGGAUACUGCAUUCUCAUUCAGAGCGAGAAAGACUGUCGGUACCUUGAGGGUCGCAUCGAGAACUUCCUCAACAUAUUCGAGCAGACAUUGAACGACAUGAGCGAGGAGGACUUUGAGAGACACAAGCGUGCGAUGAUCAACAACAGGCUGGCAAAAUUGAAGAACCUGUCAUCUGAAGACAACAUGUUCUGGAAUCAUAUUUACAGUGAUUCGUAUGAUUUCCUGCAAGCCGAUGUUGAUGCCAAAACUCUUGAGAAGCUCACAAAGAAGGAUAUGGCCGACUUCUACAGCCAAUACAUCUCGACAUCGUCCUCUCAGCGCUCCAAGCUGUCAGUGCAUCUCCAAGCACAGGCCAAGGCGAAGGAGCCCUCCCUCGGUGAGAACAAGACUGCCGCUGCCGCUGCGCUCAACAUCACAGCCAACGACGAGGCUUCUCAGACCCGUGUUGAAGAGGUGUCGUCCAAAGAAGCUAUCUCAGAUGCCGUUGCCGACCAUCUUACUGACGACCUCAAGGUGGAGAAAGAAGUCGCUGACAAGGUUCUCGAUGAAGCCAAGGCUGAGCUAGGUAUCGCGGACUCAGGUCUAUCAGCUCCUCCACAGGCUUUCAAUGCGUCAACAGACGUUAAGGAAGUAGUCGAUGCUUCGCACCCUGUUCUCAUCAAAAAUGUACAUUUUUGGAAGGCAAGUAUGCAGGUCAGCUCCGGUGUGCGACCGGAGCGUAACCUAGAAGAGUUUGUCAAGAUCGCUUAG
Alternaria atra is the source of this 3300-nucleotide messenger RNA. RefSeq lists its product as uncharacterized. The coding region runs from base 1 to 3300 and encodes 1099 amino acids. Gene Ontology annotation, biological process: peptide catabolic process. The record is from RefSeq and is a predicted model, not a curated record. The transcript is spliced from 2 exons. Gene Ontology annotation, cellular component: mitochondrion; cytosol. Gene Ontology annotation, molecular function: metal ion binding; metalloendopeptidase activity. Lineage: Eukaryota; Fungi; Ascomycota; Dothideomycetes; Pleosporales; Pleosporaceae.